AUGUCCUCGGAGGAGAAAAGCACGGGGAGGAAGAAAAAGAGAAGAGACGACAACGAGGACAAAUGGACGCCAAGCAAGACACGUAAUGGGCACGCUUCCCCAGCAGGUCUUUACGGCUCACGCACGUCUGACCGUCUGAAGGUGGGAAGCCCAGCCGUCCAUACCGCCAAGCAGAAUGUCCGUACCGUCGACAAGAGAGUCGGCCACAUUCCUGGCCACAGAGCCGACCACGGAGGAGACAGGACGUGCUAA
Molecule: messenger RNA, 252 nt
Organism: Metarhizium album ARSEF 1941
Lineage: Eukaryota; Fungi; Ascomycota; Sordariomycetes; Hypocreales; Clavicipitaceae
Exons: 1
Coding region: 1-252 (83 amino acids)
Source: RefSeq, a predicted model, not a curated record